AUGGCAACAGCUAACGACAAAGUAACAACAUUAAAAGUUAUCGAUGCUUUACAUAUGAUUCCCUACUAUUCAGGAGGGCAUACCGAAAUAUAUCAAUUUAUAAGCGCAUGCGAAACAAUAAUUGAAUCAGUUGAUGCCGACCGAGUUCCGUUACUAUUAAAAAUGAUGGCAGCAACUAAGUUGACAGAUAGAGCUUUUAACGUGACUAGGUAUAUUGAAAUUAAGCAAUUACUGUUAGACGCAUUCGAACCGCCUUAUAGUCCUUAUGAUUCCGUGAAGUUACGAAUUGAGCUAUACAAAAUAACAAUUAAAGAUAACGAGUCGGUUUAUGCAUACAAUAAUCGGGUGGAAGAAAUAUUUCAAAAGUUAUGCGACGCAAUAACCACAGGUAAACCGUCAUCGGAAGCAGCAAUAUUGCGCGUAAAUAUUGAGGAACAGUCCUUAAUUAGUUACAUUAACAGGUUCACCGACGAAAUGAGAUUUGAAGUCAAAACGAAAAAUCCAACUUCUCUUCACCGGGCAAUGCAGGUGGCUUUAUUAGCCGACAAAAACAUACGCACUUAUAAUAACGCACGGGAAAUAUUCAGAUCGAGUAAUAAUGAAUAUAACAGGACCGACGACGGUAGAAAUAAGAAUAGUCCAAACACUGACCGUGGCCAAAAUAAUAAUCAGAAUACGUCGUACAACUAUCGCAAUGAUAAUACUAGAAGAAAUAAUUUUCGUGGCAGGAAUACUAAUAGAAAUCAGAAUUCUAGAAACAACGAUUUUAAUGCUCGGCGAUGUUAUACGUGCAAUCGCGAAGGUAAUUUUUCAUCGCGACGGAAGGAUGGACAGUAA
Molecule: messenger RNA, 837 nt
Organism: Rhopalosiphum maidis (corn leaf aphid)
Lineage: Eukaryota; Metazoa; Arthropoda; Insecta; Hemiptera; Aphididae
Exons: 1
Coding region: 1-837 (278 amino acids)
Source: RefSeq, a predicted model, not a curated record